Messenger RNA from Mesorhabditis spiculigera, 1710 nucleotides. NCBI's taxonomy places the organism in Eukaryota, Metazoa, Nematoda, Chromadorea, Rhabditida, Rhabditidae. The record is from the annotation of a GenBank genome assembly.
AUGCCGCGGACCUACUCGAUACGGACAACCGGGCGAACCGUUUACGAUGAGCUGCAAGCGGCGAUUUAUCCGAUCUAUAAAAAGGCUGGGUUGAUGGGGGUGCUGUUUUUGGCAGUGUUAAUCGUGGGUGUGCACUGUUGGCUGGCCAUUGCCAUCGUGCACCGCUUCGCGACGGCCAUUUUCCUGCUCGUGUGUGUUUGUCUAUUUUGGGUGGGGCUUCUCGCCCAUUUCUACGGGCAUAAGCUGCCUGAGGAUCCGUAUAGCAAAGUGGAAGCUCAACUUUCAAAGUACAAAUGGCUACCGUAUAUCGCCGCGUUGCUAGCGCUCGCGGCAGUUACGGCAUUUGUAUUGACGCAGUCAAUCCACUCUCGGCCUCGGCUGCAAUCAUUCGGGUCGUUGAUUUUGAUCCUAAUAGUUUCGAUCUUGUUCUCCGACAACCCGGGCCGGAUAAAAUGGCGUCCCGUAGUUUGUGGUAUCGUGCUACAGUACUUGGUGGCGUUGGCGAUUUUGAAGUGGGAGGCCGGCAGAGAAGCAUUCCGCUUCGUCAUCGAUCAAAUCGUCUACUUUUUGGGAUACACGAGCGCCGGGACGAAUUUCGUGUUUGGCUACAUCCCGGUGCCGCCGAAUAUUUGCGGAAUGGAUGGGCCAUUUUCGUUUACGUCACUGCCAAUUCUCAUCUUCUUCUCGGCCAUCAUCUCGGCGGCUUACUAUUUGGGAUUUGUGCAAUGGACGACCAGAAUGAUGGCCGUUCUGCUGCAAUGGACGAUGGGGACGACGAGCGCUGAAUCGUUGAAUGCAAUGGGAAGUGUUCUGAUUGGUCCAACAGACGGCGCUCUUCUGAUGCAAUUCGCCCUGCCGUCGAUGACGUACAGCGAAAUCGUGGCCGCACUGGCGGUUGGUUAUUCAAUGAUCGAUGGGUCGCUUUUUGCGUUGUAUAUCGCAUUCGGGGCCUGCCCGACACUUCUCCUCAGCGCCAAUGUGAUGAGCGCUCCCGCAGUUCUAACAAUUUCGAAGUUGAUCUGCCCGGAGGUGCAGAAGAGCCGGCAGAAGGAUAUGAACACCUUUUCUUUCCCGCCUACGGAAGCCGAAUCGCUGCUCGACUCAAUUUGCAAGGGUGCCGUCUCGGCGAUGAGCGUCAUCUUCGCCAUCAUCGCCAAUUUGAUUGUCUUCUUGGCGCUGAUUGCAUUUUUGGAUAGGACAAUUGGCUAUGUUUGUUCGGCUGUUGGAUACGAUGACGUCACGUUUAACAAAGGUCUCGGCUGGGCCUUCUUCCCCCUUGCCUAUAUUAUGGGGGUUUCCGAUGCACCCGACUGGGAGACGCAAAAGGACGAGAUUUUAAAGGUCGCGCAGCUGAUCGGGACGAAGACGGCGCUGAACGAGUUCAUCGCCUACCAGCAGAUGCAGCAGAUGCUCGUCAAUAAGGAGAUUGGGGGACGCGCGCAGCUGAUGGCCAUCUACUGUCUAUGCGGCUACUCGAACCCGUCACAAAUCGGCUCGCAACUUGGGAUUUACGGCGCAAUGUGCCCGCAGAGGAAGAAGGAUUUUGUGACGGCCGCGGCGAAGGGACUUCUCAUCGGCUCGCUCACGUGUUUUAUGACGGCCUGCGUGGCGGGGUCGAUCGUGUCAACAGAUAUGGGAUGUCUGCCCACCACAAAUCCGCUGUGUUUCGAUGUGUCUAAUGGGACGAAUCCACGAUGGGUGUCCGCCCAA